This is a messenger RNA of Laccaria bicolor S238N-H82, 1068 nucleotides long. RefSeq names its product glutamine synthetase. Gene Ontology annotation, molecular function: glutamine synthetase activity. Bases 1 to 1068 code for a protein of 355 amino acids. The transcript is spliced from 5 exons. Lineage: Eukaryota; Fungi; Basidiomycota; Agaricomycetes; Agaricales; Hydnangiaceae. Gene Ontology annotation, cellular component: cytoplasm. The record is from RefSeq and is a predicted model, not a curated record.
AUGGCUUCGUAUCAAUAUAACAACCAGCUCCUUGCUCCUUUCCUCGCCCUCCCUCAAGGCGAAAAGGUUCAGGCUGAAUACGUCUGGGUCGAUGGUGAUGGUGGUCUUCGUUCAAAGACUACCACCGUUAGCAAGAAGGUUACGGACAUUGGUCAACUCCGUAUUUGGGAUUUCGAUGGUUCUUCCACAAACCAAGCUCCGGGUCAUGACUCAGAUGUAUACCUUCGUCCCGCUGCGAUCUUCAAAGACCCUUUCCGUGGCGGUGACAACAUCCUAGUCCUCGCGGAAACCUAUAACAAUGAUGGCACCCCGAACAGGACCAAUUACCGUCACCAUGCUGCCAAGGUCAUGGAGCAGGCCAAGGAUGAGGUGCCCUGGUUCGGUCUUGAACAGGAGUACACUCUUUUUGACGCAGACGGCUCUCCCUACGGUUGGCCCAAGGGUGGUUUCCCCGGCCCACAAGGUCCUUACUACUGUGGUGCUGGAACCGGCAAAGUCUUCGCCCGUGAUCUCAUCGAAGCCCAUUAUCGCGCUUGUCUCUACUCCGGCAUCAACAUCAGCGGAAUCAAUGCCGAGGUUAUGCCGUCUCAGUGGGAAUUCCAAGUUGGCCCCUGUGAAGGCAUUUCCAUGGGUGACCACCUCUGGAUGGCUCGCUAUCUCCUCACCCGCAUUGCUGAGCAGUGGGGCGUCAAGGUUUCCUUCCACCCCAAACCUCUCCAGGGCGAUUGGAACGGUGCUGGUUGCCACACAAACUACAGCACAAAGUCAAUGCGUGAGCCCGGAGGCAUGAAGGCAAUCGAAGCCGCUAUUGAGAAGCUGAGCAAACGACACGACGAACACAUUGCUGUCUACGGAGAGGACAAUGAUUUGCGCCUGACAGGUCGUCACGAGACAGGUCAUAUUGGCGCAUUUAGCUCGGGCGUUGCCAAUCGUGGUGCCUCAAUUCGCGUGCCACGACACGUCGCAGCCCAAGGGUACGGUUAUCUGGAAGACAGACGCCCAGCUUCCAACAUUGACCCUUACCGUGUCACGAGCAUCAUGGUGGAGACGACCCUCCUUGACGCUUGA